This is a messenger RNA of Sphenostylis stenocarpa, 2208 nucleotides long. The record is from the annotation of a GenBank genome assembly. Lineage: Eukaryota; Viridiplantae; Streptophyta; Magnoliopsida; Fabales; Fabaceae.
AUGCCGUCGGACACCGUCGGCAACGGGGCUCUGGUCCCCUUCUCCGGAGACCCGCCGGCGGUAUACCCACUCCAUCAUGGCCUCGCCCCUCCGAUUCGUCGCCUCUCCAUUUCCUGGUCCCGCGGUAACUCCCUCCGCCUCUCCCUUUUCGCCGCCGCCGCUACCAAGGUUGUCGAAGUUAAGCUCACCGCUGAAGAUCCAGAGAUCUCCGACGCUCACUGGCGUCGAAUUGCCUACGGCUCUGUUGCGCCCUUCGCGCUGCUCCAGAGUCGGAGGAGCUCUCUUUCCGCUCUCUUGAAGACUCCUUCUCCGUAUCAUUCGGAUUGGUGGGAGAAUGUCCUUCAGUAUAGCAAGGAGAUAGGUUCUCUUCUUGGGGGGUCAAAGUUGCCCCCAAGUCCUAUAAUUGAGGACUCAAACACAAUUGUAAAGAGUGGUGAAGAGCCAACAUCUAUGAAAGCUGCGUGGGAGUUAAUUGAAAUAUUUUAUGUGGACAAGCAAUCUCAAGCAUGGCUACCUGAAAGGCUCGUUGAUUGGUUAGCUGAUUAUGACAGCCUAUUUACAAGUACUUAUGAGACAAUUCAUGGCAAGCUUGUGGAUUUUCAGAAAGAAUUAGUCAACAUACAGAUAUCUCAUUUUCUUUUAGAGCCUCAUUCCAUAUGGCAUCAGGUGAUUGAGGAUGAUCCCAGAUAUUGGGACUUGUUGUCAUCUGCACUCUCAGUUGGUUGGCUUGAAAUUGUGGUGAAAAUGCUGCGGUUGCAUGGAUCUUACCAAUUAGAUCAGCUCAGUAAUCGGGAGUAUCAUUGUGCUUUCCAAGCCCAGUUGAAUGUGAAAUCUAAAACUAUUGCUGUUACUGUCUCUAAAUUUCAUUUAGAAAAUGGACUUGUAGAGGCUGUUGCUGUUCUUAUUUCCAAAAUGCCCCGCUUGUGUCCUGAAUCUGUUGGAAAAUUUGGCGAAUUCUAUAAAUCCAAGCCCGACUUUAUAAAGCCCUGGGAAAAAUGGAGGUUGCAAAUUACAAAACUGGAUUGCAGUCCAAUCUGGAUUCAGUGUGAUAAUCAACAAACACGUGAGGGCCUGAGAAAUUUGCUACAAAUUAUGCUGGGUAACACUGAUAGUCUCUGCAUGGCUACAUGUUAUUGGAUUGAAUUAUAUAUUUCUCAUUUUCUAUACAUCAGGCCAUUUACAAUGGGAAUAGAAAGCAUGUAUAAUUUGGCCCAGAAAUGCAUCCAGUUGAAACCACAAUCUAAUACCCAUAGGUUGGCAAGACUUAUGAUUGGGAUUCUUGAAGAAAAUACUGAGGUUGUUUUAGCUGAGUGUUCCAGAGAAUUUGGCCCUUGGUUGGUGGCACAUGCCAUAGAAUUGUUGACUGCAGGGAGUGAGCAAGCAGAGAUUCUUCUGCAUGAGGAGCGGUAUAACUUGGGGGGAAUCAGCAUAGUGGAACUACAUCGGCUUGUAUAUGCUCAAAUUCUAUCCUCACAUACAUUGACCUGGCAAAUAGCUCCAAUAUAUUUAACAUCAUGCAUGAAGCAAGGAAUGGGCUUGUUAGAGAAUUUAUUGUCUAGGCAAUCUGUUCAACACAAUAACGUGUUGCUUAAGAAUAUCGAGAUAUGCCGUUUGUAUGAGCUCGAUCAUAUUAGUUCAAACAUCAUGAAGAUUGCUGGAGUAUAUCGUUGGAAGCAUGGUCAUAAGGGUGCUGGAGUAUUCUGGCUUCAACAAGCGGAAGAUGCAAGUUGUCUUGAUAGGAUUGCCCAACAGUUAUUUGAUUCUGUUGGGAAGUCAAUAUCUGAUGAAAGCUUCAAGCAAUGGGAAGGCAUGAUUGAACUACUGGGUUCUGAAUCUAAGCAUGCUGGGGGUCUUGAAUUUUUGCACAAGUAUAGGGAUUUCAAGAAAUCCCUUCAGAAGGUAUCUGGUAGAAAAUCAACUGAUACAGCCAGACAAGCUGUAGGCUCCCUCAUACUGCUUAUGAAAAAUCCAUCGACUCCUCAGCGCUUUUGGCUGCCUCUUCUGUAUGACUCGUUAAAGCUGCUUAAUUGGAAGGAUUGCCCUCUUUUAAGUGUCUCUGAGACUAAUCUUCUGUUGAACAAACUUCAAGAUUUAUCUCUGGCGAAGCUGCGCCCUCACUAUUCUGAGCCUAAUUUACCCUCUGAUGCACUGAGCUCUAUUAGGCUGGCUCUAGCUACAAAUCUUGGUCGAGCCAUACUUGAUGAAUAG